AUGUGGGCACCUUCAUUCAAUUCGGAGAUGUGCACUAUGACCAGGGGCGCAGACUCGCCACGCUCGCUCGUCGCUGAGGCGCUCAGCGAGUUGGGCAGCCUGGCCAACCAGCUGAAGCCCGACUUUAUCCUGUGGUCGGGCGACACUGGUCGACACGGCGCCACCAGCCCCGACGACAUCUACGCGGAGACGACCAUGGUGACGAGCCUCCUGCGCCAAGUCACCAACAACUACCCGUGGGUGCUCCCCGUGCUGGGGAACAACGAUUGCUUCGACAAUUGCGUCGGUGAGAAGGAGAACGACUCCAUCACGCGCAACUUCACCCAGAUCUGGAGCAGCUACCUCAAGCACGUCGACAGCGGCCAAGACUUCUUCCGUGGCGGCUACAUGUACACCAAGAUCAGCAACCAACUGCUGGUGCUGUCGCUUAACACCAUGUUCUGGACGCAGAGGAAUUGUGCCCUCAACGACCAAACUUCCUGCGGUCUCCCGAACUCGCCUGGCGCUGUUCAGUUCGAGUGGAUGGAGAAGGUGGUGUCAGAUCCUGCUCACAAGCACAUGAAUUUCAUUCUCCACGGUCACAUUCCACCGCUUGCCGCGCCCUUGAACGGCGACAAGGUGUUCUUCACCUCGUGCCUCGAGAAGUACCACAGCUUCACCAAAACCUACAAGGACCGCAUCAAGGGGCACCUCUAUGCGGACAAGCACAUCGAUUCCUUCUACGUGAUGCCCAACAACAUCGGCACCGUCCUCGUCAACCCGGCGGUGGUGCCCCUCUUCAACACUGGAAUCCGAGUGUUCUCGUACGACAGGAAGACGGGCGACCUAUUGAACUACUGGCAGCACUACAUCAACAUCACCAAAGCCAACGACGGCGCCAAGCCGACGCUGGAGCUGGAGUACUCGCCGCUGUCGCCCUACCACGGCAGCGGCGGCGGCGGCGGCGGCGGCGGCGACCCUCCCGGCUACGGGCUCAAGGACCUGUCGCAGGCCUCGUGGGACUGGCUCGACAGCAUGAUCGUGGACAACACCACCAUGAAGCUCCUCUUCGAGCGAUACUACUUCGUGUCCUACCCUGUUGCGCUGCCGCGGGGCAACCGUGAGGAGGCGGUCGAGAAGCUGCUGCACGGCCAGUGGGAGGCCCACCGAAAGCGACAAUCCACUUGCCACUGCUCGCCGUGGCCCACCUCUUGA
Molecule: messenger RNA, 1194 nt
Organism: Acanthamoeba castellanii str. Neff
Lineage: Eukaryota; Discosea; Longamoebia; Acanthamoebidae
Product: Sphingomyelin phosphodiesterase, acidlike 3B, putative
Exons: 9
Coding region: 1-1194 (397 amino acids)
Biological process (GO): polyphosphate catabolic process
Cellular component (GO): fungal-type vacuole
Molecular function (GO): exopolyphosphatase activity; endopolyphosphatase activity
Source: RefSeq, a predicted model, not a curated record